This is a messenger RNA of Girardinichthys multiradiatus, 3147 nucleotides long. Its product is annotated as vang-like protein 2. The coding region runs from base 880 to 2457 and encodes 525 amino acids. The transcript is spliced from 8 exons. Lineage: Eukaryota; Metazoa; Chordata; Actinopteri; Cyprinodontiformes; Goodeidae. The record is from RefSeq and is a predicted model, not a curated record. Gene Ontology annotation, cellular component: plasma membrane. Gene Ontology annotation, biological process: multicellular organism development; establishment of planar polarity; Wnt signaling pathway, planar cell polarity pathway.
CCAAGAAGAUAACAAGAUGUCCUGUCCUGAUGGAGACAAAAUUUUGAAAACAGAAAAAGAUUGGGGAUUUACAGAUGAAGUACAACACAUCCUAAAUGUGAAGUCGGAGUCACAGCUUUGGUGAAAGGAUUGUCUGUUUUUGUUUUCUGGGGUGUGUAGCUGAAGGGUCGGCUAGGAGAUGGAGCGCUGAGUUGUUGUUCUGGUCACCAUGACAACACCCCACCACCAUCUCCCUUCUUUGUCUUUUCUCACCCCUAGACUCCCAUUCAUCCCCAUUGUUGUAGCUGAGCUGUGUUGCCCUGAGAAACCUCAGAGGACACUUGAGAAUGCGGCGCUUGGGUGCGGAGAAUUCAACACUGCGAAAUGCAAGAAAAUGUACAGCAUGUUGCGUUUUUUAUCAUUGCGUUUAUGGAAAUCUAAUGUAAAGCUUGCAGGUUUUAGAGCUGUGAAGAUGCUCGUCCUCCUUUCUGAUGUGUCCUGAGUGCUGGAGAUUUGAGGCCUGGAAUAGAAGGUGGCAUAGUUGCCCUUUAUUAGGCUGAGAACAGUCUCAGGGCCAAUGUGCUUAUGGUUUCUCAUGAAAAAGUCUCCCAUAAGGCGGUCGGAUGGGCUCAGCUACGUCCUGUGCUGCAGACAGCACACAGGCUUUCAACACAGCGCACAGUGCCAACAUUUUAACAAUGCUGUCUCUCUUCUUUCUGCUCCUGCUUGGGCUCCAAGAUAGAUUCCCUCAGGAGUAAAGUGGAUUUGCUGCGUCUCCCGUUGGUCCUUUCCACAAAGUCCAUCAGCAACCGUAAGAGUCAAUUGGGUGUGAUCUGGGAGAAGGGCGGUGGCACGGGGACAGGAGUGGCACGAAAACUCCGCCCACCGCCGGCCUUCGACAUGGACAACGAGUCAACGUAUUCAGGGUAUUCCUACAAGUCAUCCCACUCGCGUACGUCCCGCAAAAACAGAGACAGAAGGGACCGGCAUCGCUUAAAGAAUCGGGAUGGCUCAAUCCGUGGAGAUAAAUCUGUGAUGAUCCAGGCCCCGGGGGAGCCGCUGCUGGAUCCUGAGUCGACUGUAGUAGACGACAGGGACGAUAACUGGGGUGAGACCACCACCGUGGUCACUGGUACUUCUGUGGACAGUAUCUCCAAUGAGGAUCUGACUCGGAUCUCUAAGGACUUGGAGGACUCUUUACCUCUCGACUGUCGCCGUUACAUCAGCCCGGUUCUAGGAGCUAUUCUGGGGCUCAUCUCUGUGAUCACUCCUCUGGCUUUCCUUGCCCUUCCACAGCUCCUCUGGCGGGACACAUUGGACCCUUGCGGAACACCAUGUGAGGGCCUUUAUAUUUCUCUGGCCUUUAAACUCCUGAUCCUCCUCAUCUCCACGUGGGCGUUGUUUCUCCGCCCCUCCAGGGCCACUCUGCCACGCUUCUUUGUCUUCCGCUGUCUGUUGCUCGCACUGGUCUUUCUCUUUGUAGCGUCUUAUUGGCUCUUCUAUGGUGUGAGGGUUCUGGAGCCCCAAGAGACGGACUACAGGGGGAUCGUGGGAUAUGCUGCAUCUUUGGUGGAUGCGCUGCUGUUCAUUCAGUAUCUGGCUCUGGUCCUGCUCGAGGUCCGACACCUGCAACCCGCUUUCUGUCUGAAAGUUGUGAGGACUGCUGAUGGAGUCAGCCGCUUCUACAAUGUGGGGCAUCUUAGCAUCCAGAGAGCAGGAGUGUGGGUUCUGGACCAGUACUACAAGGACUUCCCAGUCUAUAACCCUGCAUUGAUUAACCUCCCCAAGUCCAUCCUUACUAAAAAGAUGUCCUCCUUCAAAGUCUACAACCUGGAAGAAGAGAACACCAACAACUCCACAGGCCAGUCCAGAGCCAUGAUAGCAGCCGCUGCUCGGAGAAGAGACAACUCUCACAACGAAUACUACUACGAGGAGGCAGAGGUGGAGAGGAGGAUCCGCAAACGCAGGGCCAGACUGGUGGUGGCAGUAGAAGAAGCCUUCACCCACAUCAAACGUCACCAGGAUGAAGAGACGGCCACAUCCUCACCCAAACACCCACGAGAGUUGAUGGACCCCAGGGAGGCCGCCCAGGCCAUCUUCGCCCCCAUGGCUCGGGCCAUGCAGAAGUACCUGCGGGCCACCAGGCAGCAGUCCUAUCACACCAUGGAGAGCAUCAUCAACUAUCUGCAGUUCUGCAUCACGCACAACAUGACACCUAAGGCCUUCCUGGAGCGCUACCUCAGCCCCGGUCCCACCCUCCAGUAUCUGGAUAACAACUGGGGGCGCCGGUGGACACUAGUGAGCGAGGAGCCGGUGACCACAGCCCUACGCCAAGGCCAGGUCUUUUCCUUAAAACGCCUCGACUUCGCCCUGGUUGUCAAGGUAAUGCCUCUUCCCUUUCUGGAUUUGGCUGAGGAGUUCAUCGACCCAAAAAGCCACAAGUUUGUCAUGAAGCUCCAGUCAGAGACGUCUGUGUAGGCAGACAGAACCCACCCACACAGAAGAAAAGAGGACGUUCAGAUGCUACUUCUCCAGGGCAUGUUUUUUUAUAUAUCUUUUAACAUUACAGUGUUAUUUUACAUGGUUCUUAUUUGAUGUGUCCAAAUGUAAAGCCAACGUGGUUUACAUUUUAGAAAGCCAAACUUAAUAAAACAUAUAUGGCCAGCUAAACAGAAGAUCCAGCCAUAGUCCUUAAUUGUAUGAGUUUCAAGAAAGAAAAAAACUGACAUUUUUUAUCAGAGUGCUGUUUACUUCUAAUAAUGUGCUGGGGGAGGAAGUCUGGCCCGGUAGUCUAACACACUGUUCUUUAGUCGCAAUUUCUGUACAAAUGUCAAAGAGUUUGAGACUGAAAAAAUGUUCUUCAGGCUUUACCUCAGAUCUUGUUGUUUUUGUACUGUCUUCGUUUUCCUGUUUUGUUUUAUACAAUUCAGCAUACCACUCUGUUAACAUUCUUUGUUUUUAUAGACUUUGUUUCUUUUUCUUUAUUGUUGUCUUUGCUCAAACUCAAACGUCGACGUUAAAAAUCAGAGUCGAGCAAAAACCAACUGAAAGAAAAUCUGACCUUUUCUCACCUUUAUACAGGUCCUUCUCAAAAAAUUAGCAUAUUGUGAUAAAGUUAAUUAUUUUCCAUAAUGUCAUGAUGAAAAUUUAACAUUCAUAUAUUUUAGA